AAACUUCCCCGGGGAAGAUGCCGUUUUCCUGAACACGUGAACGCAGCACACUGCCACGUCAGCUGAUCAGCGCCGCACAAAACUCACGUGACACCAGCCCGCACGUGACAGUCUGGACCAGCACGUCAACAUGGCUGCCGCACCACAAUCCGUCUACUGGCUGGGUAAUGACACCCUCAGGGUGUCUGCUGCCCUCUUUGCAGAGAACCGCCGACGUCUAUGCACAGGGCUGAAAGCCAAAGAUGGAGUGGUGCCGCAGUCAGUGGUCGUGCUGCAGGGUGGAGAGCAGAAGCAGAGGUACUGCACGGACACAGAUGUCCUAUUCAGGCAGGAGUCUUUCUUCCACUGGGCUUUUGGAGUAACCGAGGCUGACUGCUAUGGAGCCAUUGAUGUGGACUCUGGGAAAUCCUUCCUUUUUGUUCCCAAACUGCCUGAAAGCUAUGCUACUUGGAUGGGAGAGAUCUAUCCUAAAGAGCACUUCAAGGCGAAGUAUGCUGUUGAUGAGGUGCACUACACCUGUGAUAUCGUCAGUGUCCUGUCCAACCUGAAACCAGCUACUCUCCUGACACUGCGAGGACGGAACACAGAUAGUGGGAGCAUCUGCCGCGAAGCCUCCUUUGAAGGAAUUAGUGGCUUCCAAGUGAACAACACUCUUCUACACCCAGUUAUUGUGGAAUGCCGUCUGACUAAGACUGAUAUGGAGCUGGAGGUUCUGCGCUACACCAACAGGAUUUCCAGUGAAGCCCACAAAAUGAUUAUGAAGCAUGUGACACCUGGGCAGAAAGAAUAUGAAAUGGAGAGCCUUUUCCAGCACUACUGCUACAACAAAGGAGGGAUGCGUCACACCUCGUACACCUGUAUCUGUGGAACCGGCAACAACUCCUCCGUUCUCCACUACGGCCAUGCUGGAGCUCCCAAUGACAAGACAAUUAUGGAUGGAGACAUGUGUCUGUUUGACAUGGGUGGAGAGUACUACUGCUACUCCUCAGACAUCACCUGCUCCUUCCCAGCCAACGGGAAGUUCACUCCAGACCAGAGGGCCAUCUAUGAGGCGGUCCUCAAGUCCUCCAGAGCGGUCAUGGCUGCCAUCAGACCAGGUGUGAAGUGGACCGACAUGCACCGCCUGGCUGACCGGGUUCACCUGGAGGAGCUGGUGAAGAUCGGCAUCCUGAAAGGUUCCGUGGACGACAUGUUGAAGGUCCACCUGGGCUCCGUCUUCAUGCCCCACGGCCUCGGACACCUGCUGGGCAUCGAUGUGCACGAUGUGGGAGGAUACCCUGAGGGGGUGGACCGUAUUGACGAGCCUGGACUGAGGAGUCUUCGGAUGGGCCGUCUGGUGCAGGAGAGGAUGGUCCUCACCGUGGAGCCCGGCAUUUAUUUCAUCAACCACCUGCUGGACCAGGCCCUGGCCAGCUCCACCCAGAGCUGCUUCAUCGAUAACCAAGUGCUGGCUCGCUUCCGCGGCUUUGGAGGGGUUCGCAUUGAAGACGACAUUGCGGUGACAGCCGACGGGGUGGAGCUGCUGACCUGCGUCCCUCGCACCGUGGAGGAGAUCGAGGCUUUCAUGGCGGAACCCGCAAAACCCUUCAGCCCCGUCGUCAGCGGCAAGUCCUAAAUGACGUCUCGCAGUGAAGUCUGAGCUGCACGCUGCAACUUCAGUAAUUACAACAA
Messenger RNA from Acanthopagrus latus (yellowfin seabream), 1671 nucleotides. It is a transcript of the gene pepd, whose product is annotated as peptidase D. The transcript has 15 exons. The record is from RefSeq and is a predicted model, not a curated record. The coding region runs from base 131 to 1615 and encodes 494 amino acids. Gene Ontology annotation, molecular function: manganese ion binding; metalloaminopeptidase activity. NCBI's taxonomy places the organism in Eukaryota, Metazoa, Chordata, Actinopteri, Spariformes, Sparidae.